Molecule: messenger RNA, 2426 nt
Organism: Hevea brasiliensis (rubber tree)
Lineage: Eukaryota; Viridiplantae; Streptophyta; Magnoliopsida; Malpighiales; Euphorbiaceae
Product: receptor-like protein EIX2
Exons: 2
Coding region: 165-2330 (721 amino acids)
Molecular function (GO): receptor serine/threonine kinase binding
Source: RefSeq, a predicted model, not a curated record
AUCUUGCAAACUUGUCUAGUUUGCAGACUCUUGACUUGAGCAAUAACCAAUCUGUUCUCAGGGCCAGCACCCUUGAUUGGCUUUCGGGUCUCUCUUCACUGAAAGUCCUCGAUCUGAGUACUGUAUAUCUUGGCGACGUAGUUAACUGGCUAGAUGCAGUCAACAUGCUACCUUCUUUGGUAGAGUUGCGUUUAGUCUCUUGUCAACUUCAUAGCCUUCUACAAUCUUUGCCAUCUUUGAAUUUUUCUUCUCUAGAAGUCCUUGACCUUUCCUACAAUGGCUUUUAUCAUUCUGAGAUUCCGAAUUGGUUGGUUGAGGUUAGCCAUACUCUUAGUCUUCUUAAUCUCACAACUUGCUCGUUGCAAGGUUCCAUUCCCCAUACCAUUGUGAAUUUUACAUCUCUUGUUGUGCUUGAUUUCUCAUUCAACUAUUUCAAAGGUUCUAUUCCUCAUGGUUUUGGGAACAUGACUUCCCUUGCUGUUAUGGAUCUCUCAUUCAAUGAUCUUGAAGGUCCAUUACCAGCAACCUUAGGUCUGAUUCAGGAAUCGCACCACUUCAAACAUUCACCCUUGCGAGAACUUCGUGUUUCCAACAAUCAUUUGUUGAAUGGGUCUUUAGAAAGAAUGCUUCCUCAACUUUCAGAAUUAGUUGUGCUCGAUGUUGCUGGGAAUUAUUUGAAUGGUGUGAUCACUGAAGCUCAUUUACAGAAUUUCAGUAGAUUGAAGGUACUUGACUUGUCAUUCAACAGGUUAAUUUUAAACCUGAGCUCAAACUGGAUUCCUGAUUUUCAACUUGAGUCCAUAAAUUUGGGAAGUUGCCAAAUGGGCCCACGAUUUCCCCAAUGGUUCCAAAACCAAAGCAGAAUUUUGAAACUUGUUGUGUCUGAUGCAAAUUUAUCAGACACAGUACCUGAUUGGUUUUGGGAUAUUUCUCCAUCGAUGGAAUAUUUGGAUCUUUCUUUCAACCAGCUUAGAGGGGAGUUACCUAAUUUAUCAUCACGAGCGAGUUUGUUGACAUUGGUUUUAAGUGGAAAUGAAUUUGAGGGUCGCCUGCCUCAGUUCCCCCCAGCAAUAGAAAUUCUACAAUUAGACGACAAUCAAUUUUCAGGACCAAUUUCUCCCAUAUGUGAUAUGAUGAAUAAAAGUAAUGCAUUACGUCACGGAAAUAAUCUGUCAAGAAGCCUUUCAGAUUGUUGGAUAUAUGGGCAAAAUUUGGUUUUUCUUCAUUUAGGAUUCAACCAAUUGUCUGGUCAAAUCCCUGAGUCAAUUGGCCAUCUAAUUAACCUCAAAUCGUUGUUUUUGAAUUAUAAUAGCUUGUCUGGAGAGAUACCUCAAUCCUUGCAGAACUGCACAAGUUUGAUUCUGCUGGCUUUUGGGAACAAUUCACUCUCUGGGAGCAUACCGACAUGGUUGGGGGAAAGUUCUGAGAAUCUACAUACGGUUACGUUACAUCACAAUGCUUUCGAAGGAAAUAUACCAGUGCAGCUUUGCCAAUUGAGACACCUAACUUACUUGGACUUGUCUUUUAAUUCAUUAUCAGGAUCAAUUCCACCGUGCAUCGAUCAUUUUCUUCCAAUGGCUGAGAAAGAAGCUGAAAAUGCUCAUGAAGAUUAUUCUCUAUAUACAAAUGAUGAACUAAAACGCCAGAUGUGGAAGUCACAAGGUCGAUAUCACUCCACCAAGAGUAUGGAUCUUUCACAUAACAUGCUAAGUGGGGAGAUCCCAAGAGAAGUUACAACCCUAAUUGGAUUGAAGCGUCUGAAUCUUUCCAACAACUAUCUGAAGGGAGCUAUUCCUUGCGAUAUUGGGGCCAUGAAAUCAUUGUAUUAUCUAGAUUUAUCAAACAAUCGGCUUUCUGGCACAAUUCCUCCCAGCGUUUCAAAUCUAACUCAUCUUGAAGAAUUGAAUUUGUCAUAUAACAAUUUGUCUGGUAAAGUUCCCUCACCCAAUAAUUUUAGUGCAUAUGCAUUCAUUGGCAAUCAUAACCUGUGUGGUCCUCCACUUGCAAAGAAUUGCUCUGCAAAUGAAUCAUUCGAAGAAACAGAAUGCAGAGCUAACAGGAAAUCAAAAGGCCAAAAUGAUGGAAUUCAAGAAAAGGAACAUAGGCAUGGAUUUGACCCUUUCAAGGAGAAGCCUUCAUUCUACAUCAGCGUGGCUAGUGGAUUUUUUACAGGGUUUUGGGGAUUUUGGGCUACUUUAGUCUUCAACGAGUCAUGGAGGAAAGCCUACUUCCGUUUCUUGGGCAACAUGGGCGACAGAAUUUAUGUGUUUGUGGUAGUGACAACAGCUAGGCUGCGAAGGAAAUUUCAGAGGGAACAAGCUGUGGAGUAAGAGUUCAGAAGGGAAUUGAGAAAUAUUUCAUUGGAAGAAAUGACAGUGGAAUAACAGCUCGCUUCAAUCAUGGGGAUCAUGCAACUAUGCCAAAUA